AUGGACAAAUCAUGGAUGUCCAAGAAUAGGAUGUCAGAUGAGUAUAAGGCCGGAGUAGAAGCAUUCAUGCAGUUUGCUACACAAAACUUAACUAAUGAAGAAUUGAUAUCAUGUCCAUGCUCGGCAUGUGGAAAUCUCACGAGCAAGAAGGUUGAGCUCGUAAGAUUGCACUUGUUGUCUCGUGGUAUGGAUUUAACAUACACAAAAUGGAUAUGGCAUGGGGAAAGAUUUGCACCAAGUGGCUCAAUGAAUUAUUUAGAUCAAAUGCGCAAUGAUGAUCAUAACUUUCUAUCAGAAGAGCCAAUUGAUAUGGUGCAUGCCGCAUAUGAAGAAAAUGAUAAUCCAGGGGAAUUCAUAAAAUUACUUGAUGAUGCUGAAAAGGGUUUAUAUCCAGGAUGUGUGAAAUACACCAAAUUAUCUGCAAUAGUGAAAUUAUAUAACUUGAAGGCAAAACAUAAUUGGAGUGAUAAGAGUUUCACUGACCUUCUGUCUUUAUUGGGAGAUAUGUUGCCUGCAUAUAAUGUUUUGCCUUCAUCUUUAUAUGAAGCAAAGAAAACUCUAGGAACUUUAGGCAUGGAAUAUGAGAAAAUUCAUGCAUGUCCCAAUGAUUGUGUCUUGUAUCGGAAAGAGUAUGUGGACUAUUCGAAUUGCCCAACCUGUGGUGUAGCUAGAUGGAAAGAGAGUAAGAAUACUAGUUUAAAAAAACGCGUUCCUGAAAAAGUGUUAUGGUACUUUCCACCAAUUUCGAGAUUCCAGAGAAUGUUUCGAAGCAAGCACAUCGCAAAGGACCUGGCUUGGCAUGCUGAUGAGAGGGUUCAAGACAAUUACCUACGUCAUCCGGCAGAUUCACCCUCAUGGAGGAAAGUUGAUCUUAAGUGGCCAGAAUUUGGGAAUGAGAAGAGAAAUCUGAGAUUGGCAUUGUCAGCUGAUGGGAUCAAUCCUCAUAAAUUGAUGACCUCGUCAUAUAGCUGUUGGCCAAUUUUAUUGGUCACUUAUAAUCUUCCUCCGUGGAUGUGUUUUAAGAGAAAAUUCAUUAUGCUUACGAUGUUGAUUGCUGGUCCUAAGCAACCGGAAAAUGAUAUUGAUGUCUACUUAGCACCUUUGGUUGACGACUUAGCACAUUUAUGGUCUGUAGGUGUUCGAACCUAUGAUGCUUAUCGGGAUGAAACAUUCUUACUUAAAGCUGUCUUGUUAUGGACAAUAAAUGAUUUACCAGCUUACGGAAACUUAGCAGGUUGCAAGGUGAAAGGAUAUCAUGCAUGUCCUAUUUGUGGUGAAGAUACUUAUGAAAAGAGAUUGAAAUGCAGUCGGAAGAUAUCAUUCACUGGGCACAGAAGGUUUCUACGUGAGAGUCAUCCUUACAGAAGACAAAAGAAAGCAUUUGAUGGUACACAAGAGUUCAAUAAAGCACCAAAACCAGCAAGUGGCGCCGAUAUUUAA
Salvia miltiorrhiza (redroot sage) is the source of this 1440-nucleotide messenger RNA. RefSeq lists its product as uncharacterized. Bases 1 to 1440 code for a protein of 479 amino acids. NCBI's taxonomy places the organism in Eukaryota, Viridiplantae, Streptophyta, Magnoliopsida, Lamiales, Lamiaceae. The record is from RefSeq and is a predicted model, not a curated record. The transcript has a single exon.